AUGGGAAAUAGAAAAAGCUUUCUUCUGUAUGCAAAUUCGAGUCAUCAAUUUGAACGUUUGUGCAACAAAAGCUUAUGGCCGUUAACCAUCUGCUCAUGUAAUUACAUUGUAGACAUUCCAUCCAAGGUUCCGACCUCCUAUUCCUUAAUUGCUACUGGUAUUCCUGCUCAAUGGGACUUAACAGAUUUUGAAUUAGAUGUCAAAAAGCAAUAUCCAUCCAUUGUCAAAGUCGAACGAAUGUUGGUUAGAGGUGGUACUCCCAUUGCUAAAGUUCGUAUUGAUUUUUCUUCAAAUGAAGACGUACAAAAAAUUCUCAAGCACAAAAGAUUACUACUCGAUGAUGAAAACACAUCCUUUCCUGUUCAACAAUAUUAUCCACCAUUUAAAAUUCUUCGUUGUUAUAAUUGCCAACAAUACAAUGAUCAUGUUGCAGCUAAUUGUCCACGCAAAGACACUCCAAUUUGCUUCCGGUGCGGACAAAACCAUCCAUACAAUCCGAACUGCUCAAAUAAAAUUUGUUGUGCAAAUUGUAAAGAAGAGCAUCUCGCUGGUAAUCCCAGCUGUCGAGUUAAAAUUGCAGAACGUAAUAAAGGCAAAUCAAAUCUGAUCACAUCGAAUGGAUAUAAAUCAUAUCCAACCAAAGCUGCUUUCACUGCUUGGACAACCACAACAAAUCUAAUGUUUACCUCUGACUGUCAACCGUCAACUACGGCAAUGGCUCCAACAUCACUUGAAAACUCAAAUUCCUCCUCAUCGAUAGAAAUUUCAAAAAAAUUGGAUCUGAUUUUGAACAAAAUCGACUAUUUAACUGGUGAACAUGACAAUCUCAAAACGAACUUCAUCAACGUCAACCAACAACUUAGAUCGUGUCAAGAAACGAUUAACUUACUCAAAAUUUUUCUCUCCGAACAGAUUUGUCCAUUGAUAGUGGAAGUUGGAGAAGGGAUAAUGGGUAAGAAGCAAGACAUUAACAAGAAGAAACUUCGUCCAUUGAUCUCCAACUUCAACCAAGGCUUAGAAUUACUGACAAAAUCGUUCGAAAACAAUCUUAAUCAAUUUUCGUCAUCAGUUUUCAAGAAAUCAUCCUCGUAUGAAUCCAUCGGCGAGGAUAUUUAA
This is a messenger RNA of Rotaria sp. Silwood2, 1116 nucleotides long. The record is from the annotation of a GenBank genome assembly. Lineage: Eukaryota; Metazoa; Rotifera; Eurotatoria; Philodinida; Philodinidae.